AUGAAUGUGGAAGAGACAGAUGUUGCAACAGGUGUCACCAGAUCUGGAAGAAUUUACACUUCUGAAAAUUUGGUUCAGGGAAGCUCUAGCAAAUCCAAAGCACCAGUCUUAGAGCUUGAAGAUCAGGGUAUUUGGAAAAAGGUUCAAGCUAAAGAAUACUCUGUCAUUGAGCAGCUGAGUAAAACUCCAUCCCAAAUAUCAAUUCUGGCAUUACUGCAAUCUUCCGAAACUCAUCGAAAUGCCCUUCUGAAGAUCCUUGGUGAAGCUUAUGUCCCAUCUAACAUCACUCAUGGAGAGGUAUCCCAAAUGGUGGGGCAGGUCUUUGAGGCCUACAAAAUAUCUUUUCACAAGGAUGAGCUGCCACUCGAAGGAACAACCCAUAAUAAAGCUCUGUACAUUUCGGUUCAGUAUCAGGAUAAGGUGAUAAACAAAGCAUUAGUUGAUGCAGGUUCAGGUUUAAACAUUUGCCCUCUGAGUACACUGACAAGGCUGGGUGUGGAUAGUGCAAAAAUUCAGACAUGGAAGAUGAAUGUGAGGGCAUUUGACGGCUCUCAGAGAGGCACUAUUGGGGAGAUAACCUUGGACAUGCUCAUUGGUCCUGUCACUUUCCCCAUAGAUUUCCAAAUCUUGGACAUCCCUUCAUCAUACAACUUAUUGUUGGGACGCCCAUGGAUUCAUAUGGCUGGAGCGGUCCCAUCUACUCUUCACCAAUGCUUGAAGUUUGAAUGGGAUUACGAAGAGGUUGUAGUCCAUGGAAAAAAAGGGCAUCCUGUAUACACGAUUGAAGGAAGAGAGAAUAUGGAUGGUGAAAUGUACCAUACCGUGGAGCUUGUUGGUAAUAUCGAGUUGCAACCUUGGUUCAGCCAAAAAAUCAUAGAUAUGAUGGCCUGGUUCGGUUUCGAGCUUGGGAAAGGUUUGGGGGCUGAAUUGCAAUGGAUAGUCGAACCUAUACAGCCUGUUCGACAUUCCACCACUUUUGGCUUGGGAUAUAAGUACACUACCGAAGAAUGGCUCGAUUGGCAACCACCUAGAGAGGGUAUUGAUGAGAUCUCAGACGACUUGAACGGGUUGUCGCUAACCAAAGAAGAGGGGAAAGUUUGCAACGUCGUGAUCAACGAGGAAGGGAAAGGGGGCCCUAGUGGAAGCAAGGAAGCAAAGAUCAGCGUCAGCAAGUGGACCUCGACUCCAUCCAGACCUCGUCGAGCAUCUGGCCAAAUUCACUAUAAAAAUGUCGAAUCUGAGACUAUAGCAUACAAUGAGACUGCUCAACUUAACAUUAAUGACUUAGAAGAAGUCGAAGACAGUGAGGUUCCCAAGGAGUUAAUCAAAAGGGUUGAAGAAUUAGAGGAAAAACCCAAUCCAAACUUGGUAGAGACAGAAAUGGUGAAUUUGGGAAAUGCAGAGGUGAUACAAGAAACCCGAGUAAGCAUCCAUAUGACAAAAGAAGACAAGAAAGAGUAUACCGAGUUUCUCAUAGAGAAUAAGGAUAUUUUUGCGUGGUCCUACGCAGACAUGACAGGGCUAAGUACUUCAAUCGUAGCACAUCGACUGCCCACUGAUCCAGCAUGUCCUCCGAUAAAACAGAAGCUGAGAAAAUACAAGCCCGAGAUGAGUCUGAAAAUCAAAGAAGAAGUAUCAAAACAAUUAGAUGUUGGGAUACUCCAAGUGACAGAAUACCCAACUUGGCUUGCAAAUGUCGUUCCAGUGCCCAAGAAAGACGGCAAGGUCAGAGUUUGCGUGGAUUACCGAGAUCUCAAUAAAGCUAGCCCUAAAGAUAACUUUCCCUUACCAAACAUACACAUACUGAUUGACAAUUGUGCUAAGCACGAAACUCAGUCAUUUGUGGAUUGCUUUGCCGGCUAUCAUCAAAUUGAGAUGCACAAAGACGACGCUGAGAAAACUGCCUUCAUCACGCCGUGGGGCGUCUAUAACUACAAGGUGAUGCCUUUUGGAUUAAAGAACACUGAGGCUACGUACAUGAUAGCAAUGACUACUUUGUUUCAUGACAUGAUCCAUAAGGAAAUUGAAGUUUAUGUGGAUGAUGUCAUCAUCAAAUCAAAGGAAAGUUCAAAUCAUCUGGAGGACUUACGGAAAUUCUUUGCCAGGCUACGCAAGUACAAUUUGAAACUGAAUCCGGCAAAAUGCGUCUUUGGUGUACCUGCUGGAAAGCUUUUAGGUUUCAUUGUCAGUCGUCGAGGUAUAGAAUUGGACCCAUCAAAGAUCAAAUCCAUUCGUGACCUUCCCCUGCCAAAGAGCAAGAAGGAGGUAAUGAGUUUCUUAGGGCGACUUAACUACAUUAGUCGUUUCAUCGCUCAGUUUAUUGUCAUCUGUGAACCUAUCUUCAUGCUGUUAAAAAAGGAUGCUGCGGUGAAAUGGACAAGCGAAUGUCAACAGGCAUUUGACAAGAUCAAAGACUAUCUAUCCAAUCCUCCUGUAUUGGUUCCACCAGAGUCAGGUAGACCAUUACUUUUGUAUAUUUCAGUAUUGGAUAAUGCUUUCAGUUGCAUCUUGGGACAGCACAAUGAAACAGGGAGGAAGGAGAAGGCAAUAUAUUAUAUGAGCAAGAAGUUCACAUCGUGCGAAGCCCGAUACUCUCUAUUAGAGCGUACCUGUUGUGCUCUAACAUGGGUCUCCCAAAAGUUACGACAUUACCUCUCAUCGCACACUACUUAUCUGAUUUCAAAGAUGGAUCCUUUGAAGUAUAUCUUUCAAAAGCCCAUGCCCAAAGGUAAACUGGCAAAAUGGCAGAUAUUGUUGAGCGAGUUUGACAUAGUGUAUGUCACGCAAGAAGCAGUGAAAGCACAGGCAUUAGCAGACCACAUGGCAGAGAAUCCCGUGGACGAUGAUUACAGGCCGUUGAAGACCUACUUCCCAGAAGAGGUAGCCUUUGUGGGAGAGGACAUUUCUGAAGAAUAUGAUGGAUGGAGAAUGUUCUUUGAUGGAGCUAAAAAUCUGAAUGGAUCCGGCAUCGGGGCUGUUUUGAUCUCACCCACCGGGCAACAUUAUCCAGUAUCAGCAAAACUCAGAUUCCUUUGCUCAAAUAAUAUGGCCGAAUACGAAGCCUGCAUACUAGGUCUCCGACGGGCGAUUGACUUGGAUGUCCAGGAAAAGCUAAUAAUAGGGGAUUCAGAUCUAUUGAUCCAUCAGGUUCGAGGUGAUUGGGCAACAAAAAAUCGAAAGUUGUUGCCAUAUUUGGAUUGCGUGCAUAGGCUAUGUAAAAGGUUUGUCAAAACAGAAUUCAGACAUGUACCAAGGGUCCAAAAUGAAUUCGCAGACGCCUUAGCUACUCUGUCUUCUAUGAUUCGACACCCUGAUCACAAUUACAUCGAUCCUAUUCACAUUCACAUACAUGAACAACCAGCUUAUUGUUUCCAUGUUGAGGAAGAGCCUGAUGGAAAGCCCUGGUACAAUGACAUUAGAGGAUAUUUGAAGAGUGGUGAAUACACAGAAGAUGCAACAAAUGUACAAAAGCGUACAAUUCGAAGGUUAGCAACCCAAUUCUUUUUAAGUGGGGAAAUCCUCUAUAGGAGAACUCCCGAUUUGGGGCUGCUAAGAUGCGUCGAAGCAAGAGAGGCUCGCAGGCUGGUCGAAGAGAUACAUGCAGGCACCUGUGGCCCUCACAUGAACGGUUUUACAUUAGCAAAGAAGAUUCUGAGAUCAGGAUAUUAUUGGCUAACUAUGGAGACAGACUGCAUUCGCUACGUCUAGAAAUGCCGUCAAUGUCAGACUCACGCAGAUAUGAUUCGAGUACCCCCCAACAAACUCCAUGUCACUAGUUCACCUUGGCCGUUCGCAGCAUGGGGCAUGGAUGUCAUUGGUCCAAUCGAGCCAACAGCAUCCAACGGGCACAGAUUCAUUCUUGUCGCAAUUGACUAUUUCACCAAGUGGGUUGAGGCCACCUCCAAUAAAUCAGUGACAAAGAAAGUUGUGGAUGACUUUGUCAAAAAUAACAUUAUUUGUAGGUUUGUAAUUCCUGAGUCAAUCAUCACCGACAACGGCACCAACCUAAACAGUGACCUAAUGAGAUAAAUGUGUGAGAAGUUCAAGAUCAGUCAUCGAAACUCUACAGCAUACAGGCCACAGAUGAACGGGGCUGUUGAGGCAGCAAACAAAAACAUCAAAAGGAUAUUGCGCAAGAUGAUCGAUAAUCACAAACACUGGCAGGAAAAGCUACCUUUCGCAUUGCUGGGGUAUCAUACCACAAUCAGAACUUCCACAGGGGCCACACCUUACUUCUUAGUAUACGGCACUGAAGCUGUGAUACCCGCCGAAGUAGAGAUACCUUCCCUAAGGAUCAUCCAAGAAGCAAAGUUGAGUGAUGCUGACUGGAUACAAGGUCGGGCAGAGAAUUUGGCAUUAAUAGAUGGAAGAAGAAUUAACGCCAUUUGUCAUGGCCAGCUCUAUCAAAAUAGAAUGGCCAGAGCUUUCAACAAGAAGGUUAAACGCAGACAUUUCUCACCUGGGCAACUGGUUUUGAAGCGGAUUUUCCCAAAUCAAGACGAGGCAAAGGGUAAAUUUUCACCAAACUGGCAAGUUCCGUACAUAGUCUCUCGAGUACUGACAGGCGGAGCCCUCAUACUUGCAGAAAUGGAUGGAGAAGUUUGGCCAAAACCUAUCAAUUCAGAUUCUGUGAAAAAAUAUUACAUCUAG
Molecule: messenger RNA, 4650 nt
Organism: Solanum pennellii
Lineage: Eukaryota; Viridiplantae; Streptophyta; Magnoliopsida; Solanales; Solanaceae
Biological process (GO): DNA integration
Molecular function (GO): nucleic acid binding; RNA-DNA hybrid ribonuclease activity
Source: RefSeq, a predicted model, not a curated record